UAGUCUGGGUCUCAGCUGCCGGGUUCGGAAGUGACAGUGUGCCGGUACCGCUGGGCCCCUAUACGCACUCACAUCUGCUCAAUUAGUCUGUUUGUUGGUGAUUAUGGGACCUGCUAUACCCAAGAUUGUGCAUUUCUUUGGGCUCUUCAUUCUCUGCUCCAUGUUUGAAGGAUCUCUUUCGGCCCAGUUUAAGGUUUCUUCAACAAUAUCAGUUGUUGCUGCACUUGGAUCAGAUGUGCUGUUACCUUGUCGCCUUAUUCCUGAGAUGAACGCAGAGAAGAUGGAAAUCCGUUGGUUUAAGCCUAGGUACCGGCCCUAUGUCCAUCUUUAUAUUAAUGGGAAAGAUGAUUACUCAAUACAGAUGCCACAGUUUGCUAACAGAACAGAACUGCUAAAAGAGAACAUCACUAGGGGAAUUUUCCCUUUGAAGAUCCGUAACGUCACAGCUCAGGAUUCUGGGGAAUAUUAUUGUCUUGUUGAGUCCAGUGACCAUCACGGCAGAACAACAGUACAACUACAGGUUACUGCUGUGGGAAGUCUCCCUGUAAUUUCCCCCAACACAUAUACAAGUAAUGACACUGCCUUUUGUGAGUCCUGUGGCUGGCUUCCAGAACCUUCCCUCAUAUGGACUGAUACCCAGGGGAACCGAGUCAUCCCAUCAAAGGAAAAAGUGUACAGAGAUGAGAAGAGUUUGUAUUGUAUCUUUAGUAUUAUCAGUCUACCAGAUUCUUCUAAUAUCACUUGCACUGUAUUGAAUUCAGUAAAUCAAAGCAAAUAUCACUCCAAACAGAUCAGAGAAACAGGACUUCCAGUAACAUGCCGGGAUCAGUACAGUCGCUACAUUGUAUUCUGGCCUUGUCUGGCUGCUUUGAUUGUUAGUUUUGGGUAUAUAUACCAUCAAAGCAAGGAACUCAAACGACUCCUGGCGGCACCGGAUAACUGCAAACAGAAUGCGCGCCACAGCGAGGAAGCCCCAGUGAAUGGAAUAUGUGCUGCAGGAUACACCCCUAAUGGCUGUACCCCAUCUGAUCAUGGGACUCAUGGCAAUGUUCCCUCAGCCCCAGUGAAUGGAAUAUGUGCUGCAGGGUACGUCCCUAUUGGCUCUACCUCAUCUGAUCAUGGAACUCAAGGGAAAAAAUCUGCAGAUCACUCACAAAGUACUGUACAGGUAUAAGGGCAAAACCAAUGGUAGCUGUUACAUGGGAAAUGCAUCCGUUUUGCUCUAUAAAUCUUUGAACUUUUCCCCAUUGCAUCCACCUAAGAUUAAAGGGAUUUGUGUGUUAGAGGUGGCACAAUAUCAUAUUCCCCCUAUUUUUAAUUUUUUUUUAAAUAAAAUAUGGACCAGCUUUGGAUGGGGGUGGGGGGCACAGCCUAUGCACACUGAGCCAGAGGGGCUUAUCAGACCCCACCAUUGCAGCUACUUUUUGCUCUUUAGUGUCAAGGGGAACUAUCAGUUACCCCCAGGGGUUCCCCGGGACCCCACAGGUUGCAGUGGGCCAUUGCCUGAGUAAGCCCAUGAAUUCACCUUAAUCCCUGACCAGUUAAGAGAUGGGAAGUUAACCUGCUAGAAAUGUUCCCAGUGACCCAAACCUGCUCAUAGCCCACAGUAGGGCUUCUAAUCAGCUGCCCCUACUUUUGUUGUGUUGGGUAAUAAACAAGAAAAAACCUUUCCAAGGGGGACAACCCCAAGGAAAAAAAUGUAUAGAAUUGUCACCACCCCCAGAGUACUACAUAUCACUUCACUGCCUACUAUUGUUGUGAGGAGCUAAGCUUGCCAUGCAGGGACUGAAUCAGCAGCAUAUUGGCCUGUAUAUGGGGCCUGUCCAGCCAAUAUCUGGUUGAAAUCAGUCAGAGCAGGUUUAAACAUUCUGUCAGGGCAAGGACUCCAUCAGCUCCUGGAUGUGCCCUCACAGCAAAUGAAUCAGCCCCAUGUUACCCAGCUCAGAGUGGGAAUAUUGGGGAAAGAGACGCUCGUUCGGCUCUUUAUAUGUACGCGCAGCUUUAGAUUUAAACCUGACAUCUCUAAUAAAUGUUCAGUAAAUACUGCCCAGACCUGCACUUUAGUCUAAUUAAUUGAGCCCUUGUGCUUUUGGCUUCUGUCAGUCCAACUCUACCCCUGCCCUUUAGCAGAGAAGCUCUGUGCCCCCAAAGAUGCCCCAGUAGCCCCCCAUUUCCUUUUCUGCUGAUUCCCUGCCCAUACUCUGUGCUGCUGGCACUUACCUGAGCUUAAAGAGACAGUUCUGACUGGUGGGUGAGACGGCGCUAGCAGGACUGACAUCAGGGGAAGCUCCUCCCAGGGGCAGGGCUUCUGCCAAAGGUGCUGAGUUUGUGUGGGUCAGGGUUAUUAUUACUGCUAUUAUCAUGUUAAAGCGCCAACAUAUUUCACAGUCUUGUCACGUUGGCACUGGAGUAGCUGUAAGACGAUGCAGGCAUAAUUUUUUUUUUUUAAAUAAUGUUUUUUAAAACUGUGUACAUGUAUUUUCUUACACCAAACAAAAUGUAUUGUUUUUGUGCAAAAUGGAUUAUUCCUUUGCAUUCCUGCCUUAUUGUUGUAGACAAUACUGAGUGCACUUAUUUUUAUUUGUUAAUUUUAAUUUUUAUUUCUUUUAUGUACUUAUUUUUUUAUUAUAA
This is a messenger RNA of Xenopus tropicalis (tropical clawed frog), 2631 nucleotides long. Its product is annotated as butyrophilin-like protein 10. Gene Ontology annotation, biological process: regulation of leukocyte cell-cell adhesion; regulation of T cell activation. Lineage: Eukaryota; Metazoa; Chordata; Amphibia; Anura; Pipidae. Gene Ontology annotation, cellular component: membrane. The transcript has 8 exons. The record is from RefSeq and is a predicted model, not a curated record. Bases 104 to 1174 code for a protein of 356 amino acids.